Messenger RNA from Drosophila hydei, 2165 nucleotides. RefSeq lists its product as uncharacterized. Lineage: Eukaryota; Metazoa; Arthropoda; Insecta; Diptera; Drosophilidae. Bases 84 to 1757 code for a protein of 557 amino acids. The transcript has 2 exons. The record is from RefSeq and is a predicted model, not a curated record.
AAUUUAUUGUUGUUUAAAACGGUAAACACAAAACGUGACCUUGCACUUUAUUACGCAGUGCCCACGAAUUGUGGCGUCCAGAAAUGAAGGAUUUGAUGGUGCCGGCGAACGGCGCCAGUAACGAGUCAAGGAUCAUCAACACAGAUUCUCACAAAGAUGCGAUGCUUGGUUUCGCACUCAACCUGCCGGAUGAACAGCAGGACAGCGCUGUGAUGCAGCUGCAGGCAGUAACUGAGGAACAGAAGCACAAUAAUAAUAAUAAUAAUAAUAAUAAGAAUAAUCAAAACAAUAAUAAUAGUAACAAAAGCAAUGGCGAUAUAUUGCCAGCUGCGGUGGCGUCAUCACAAUUGCCUGAAUGCUAUCAAUUUGACGCAGACGCCGCUGCUGCAGCCUCAGAGCUGGUUAACGUGGCUAACAAGGACUGUGACUCAUUGGCUAAACUGGCCUACAAUCUAUAUCGAUUGGCCAAGGAGGAUCACAUCGUUAUCGACCGCAAGCGAAACGAGGUCGUGCGGACGGAUGCAAUGACUAACCAAAAGACCAUCUAUCGUUGCAUGGAUCCCGUAGGCAUGGGCAUGCAGCCGGCAGGUAACAGUCGCCCAACGGUGAUGUCAACGUCAACUUCAACGUCUGCAAGAGUGAGCGGCUCACGAAAACGUACGGCUCCGAGUGUUGCAGCAACCUCGAAGAGAACGCCUGUGAUCGCGGCGCCGAGCGGCACUACGAACAGUGCUAUGAGUGAGCCAACUCCAGCAGCAGAUGCAGAUUCAAUGCUGCGCACGCGAUCUGGGCGCAUAAUUCGGGCCGCCUUGCCGCAGUCGGCAACAUCAGCUGCACGGGAAACGUUGGGUUUACUUGUGGCCGAUUUGCGUGACAAGGAUUAUCGUGCACCAGUAACAACUGCCGUUGCACCGUCCAUUACCACAGUUGAGGAACCGGCGCCCAAGGAGCGUGCUGUGCCACAGAAUGCAAUUUGUCCGGGUUGCAAUAAGAUAUUUCUGGGUCGUCGUUUGCAGCGCCAUUACGUCAAGUACCCUGACCAUAUGCCCAGUGUGCUCGCCCAUCGGCAGCAGCAGCAGCAGCAGCAGCAGCAAUUACAACAGCAGCAGCAGCAGCAAUUGGCCCAGAGUAAUGGACCGACACUGUUUGGACUUUUGACCGGCCAACUGCAACGACACGGUCAUCUGAGCGAGGAACAACGAGCCGAUCUCUUUCUGCAUGAGCUAAACGAUUUUGUGGAGCAGCUGCAGUUGCGCAGCACACGGCUCAUACGGAACACUUCGGGUUCGCAUUUUGUGAAUGCACGCAUAGCACGUGUGCUGGGCAUACCCGAGGGUCAGUACGCGCUGGAUAUGUCGGCAAUGGAAUCGGCGCAGGCGCCCACACCAGAGCCGGAGGUGCAGCAGCUGUUGCAUGCGAGUGCUGUGGCAAGUGCACGCAAUCUGGUCGAUUAUCCGGGGCUCAGCAUGUCGCUAGAUGAUACGCUGACCGAUGAAGCGGCUCAACGAUUAAACUUGUCUGCUGGUGGCAAAUUGUUGCCACCAUCCGAAGAGAGUCUGUUGCGCAAUGUUGGCGAUGAUCUGAUGCCGCCCCCAGUGGCCGUGGCCCCACCCGCCGUUGGCCAUGCGGCGGUUGCAAUGCUGCCACACUACGAUCACGCCAGCGACAAUGCCGUCGAGGCGCUCAGCAUGAAAGAGACGCCCAAUGCGGCUAUUUUAGAUCUCAAUGUUGAUUUCUUCAAAUUUAAUAACAAUUAGUCAAAUGCAAAUGAAAAUGAAAUUUACAUAUAUCUGUUUGCAAAUGCCUUUAUUUAAUAUAUUUUGUAUUGUAAUUAGAAUGUGAAUAGUAUGAAUAAUUGAUGGAUAAGAUAUAUAAAAUGAAUCUCAGCAUGAAAUGUACCUUAAAUCUCUAAGCACUAGAGACAAAAUAUUAGACUUAAAGUAAAGUUUGUAUUAGCCUUAAGCGAAAGGCUCAAUUAUGAGAGCAUCUAUGAAAAUUGUAUACAUACACUGAUGAAUUGAAGACACUUCAGCUGAAUCUUUAUACACAGAUCUUUCUGGUUAAAGCAUUUCUUAGUGUGUUCCAUGAAAUCCUCACUAGAUUUCGAUUUUUCGUGUUAAUAAACAAUCAGUUACACGUUUCAGCUAAAUAUAGAAUCCGAUCAG